GCCAUAGGCUCGCGGUGUGUUUAUCUCGCGGGUGCGUGCGUUUUUUGUUGGCUCGGUUGGGUGCAAAGACAAAAGUGCAUUCCCGUGUGGACAGCCCAGCUCGCUGACGGGCAUUCGAGAAGGUGCUGUUUUGUGAUUAUCAGUCGGGUGUGAACGAUUUUGGCCAGGUUGCAAGUCGAGAACAAGGAAAAUAAAACAUAGUGAAGUCAUAGUUCUCUAUCGCCCUUUUUGACAGUGCGCGAGAGCAAUGGUAGCAAAUUUUCCUCAGUGAGACGUGAAUCUCGCGAAGUACCGACUGGCAGAGCUGUGGUGUGUGCUGGCGAGAGAAUGGAACUCGGUCAGGAGUCGUCGAGUAUCGCAGAGUGACAGCUCCGUUUUUAGCCCAGUUUUCCCAGUUACCAGUGAAAUCGUGGAGUGAAGUUUCCCGUUCUUAUUUUGCGUUGUUUUGGUAGUGUUUUCCUAGGACAAAGUGUUGAAACUUGCAGUUAAUGUAGUGUGCUCAGAGUUUAUCUUGUUAGUUGACAGUUAGGAUUCUUGUCGUGGCGGGUUUUCCACGGAAAAAGUAGGAAAAUCGGUUCUAUUUAGUGGGCCUUUAAUAGCACCUGGUCCUCUUUCGCUGUGUGUGCACAGGAAAAAACAGCGAAGAAAAUUCAUGCCCACCCCGUGCUGCCUCCCGUGUGUUACUUUCAGUGUCGCUCACAUUUGGGUGGAAAGUUCAUCCCGUCUAUAGUGAUCAGAGGCCAAAAAGCACGUGCGAGUGGUUGUGUGUGUAGCACAAGUCGACUGUUGUAGUGGUGCCGGAGUGUUUUCCAGCGGGUGCGUGUGAACCAUUGUAUUUACACAAAAGUGAAAUAUUUCAAGCCCCAACGUGAUGACGACGACGUCGAUAUUAUCCUUGGACUUCACGUGAAAAGCGGCGGCAACUGUGGGAAAUACGUCGAAGGAAAAGAAUAAGCAGACCGGUUGGGUUGUUUUCUGUGGCAAUUCUACACAGUGUUCGUUCCGCGGACGCAAAACGCUGAUCGUCUUUACGGCCAGAAGCGCUAACAAAGCUGUCCCAGUACUAAGCAGUUGGUGGAAACAGUUGCAUAUGAGGUUUGCACCAGGCAGAGGAUGGUGAAAGCAGCAGCAGUUCACCGUUUGGAAUAGAUUGUUCCUGACGUCAGGGCAAUGACGUCACAGGCCGUGUAUUGCCUCAGUUUGCAGAUACGUCCCCCAACAGAGGAAGGAACCAACGUGGUGGCUACCUCAAGCGGAAAUGAUCUUACCAAAGUGGUCACCACUGCUUCCACGCCGGUCACUGCCCCCGGAGGAGCCAUUAUCACGGGGCUGGACAGCAAGAGCGUUACCCUUACGGAAGCGGCCACCCGCCAACUGCAGACCCAGAUCCAUCUGCAGCAGGCUCAAACACAAACGGCCGCUGCGCACCCGCAGCACAGCAACAUAAUCCUGGUGCGCGGCUCUCGAUCGGAAAAUGGACAAAUUAUUCUCCAGAACACCCAUGAACUACUGAGUCUGUUGAGUGAUGAGGACAAACCUAUUUUACUGCAGCAUCAACGGCUCAAAACCAAAACCGUCCCAGAGGUCACCGCAACGGCCGCCACUGGUAAUACGAUUCUGUUCCAACCGGCGAUCAAGAGCAACGCCGUCGACGGUACCUUUCUGCUGCAAUCCGAUGGAGGCCUCAAGAAAACCGCCCUCACCACGGAUGGUGGUGGACCGAUCUUCCUUCAGCAGCGCCUAAACAAAAACGGUUCCUCCGAAGGGCCGAUUCUUCUUCGCACGCUUAAACGCAUAGAUAAGUCUCAGUCGAUUCUCGUUAUUCGCAAUGCUACAACCACUGCUUCAACUGCCGGCUCCGUUAUGGCCGGCAACGCUUCUUCCAAUAGUGCUUCUACCAGUGUGGCCGGACCGGCAACCACCGCCACCAUAGUUAAGGCAAAACCGAUUCAAAUACAGCAACAGCAGCAACAGCAGCUGAUUCAGCCGGCAACAGCUACUUCGACCACGGCCACCGUCGUAACCGUUAGCUCCGGUGGGGCAUCGAACGUGGCAGUGGCGGAGGAAAUCGACAGCAAAAAGGAGGCGACGCCCCCGGUGAAAAUCGUCCAAAAGCCGAUCAAUUUGCCACUUGGAACAGAUGGCGAACCGAUCAAACUUCCGGAAAAUUUAGAAAGUUUACCACGGGCUGACCAUUUCCCAACCCAGCGACACCGGUGGAAUACUAAUGAGGAAAUUGCGGCCAUACUCAUCAGCUUCGACAAACAUUCCGAAUGGCAGUCAAAGGAGGUAAAAACGAGGCCAAAAAGCGGCUCAAUGUUGCUCUACUCCCGCAAAAAGGUUCGCUACCGACGAGAUGGCUAUUGUUGGAAAAAGCGAAAAGAUGGCAAGACAACCCGCGAAGACCACAUGAAGCUGAAAGUGCAAGGCACGGAAUGCAUCUACGGCUGCUACGUUCACUCGGCCAUCCUGCCCACCUUCCACCGCCGGUGCUACUGGCUGCUGCAGAACCCGGACAUUGUCCUGGUGCACUAUCUGAACGUGCCCUACCCGGACGACAACAAGAUGGCAGUCAUCACUCCCAAUCUGGCGCUGUGGGGUGACAAGAAGGAGUGGACCAAGGAGGAACUGGUCAGCCAGCUGAAACCGAUGUUUUUUCCGGCAGUUUUCAGCGAAGACGAACCGGACGCGACGAACGAGAUCGAGAUCUCCACCGCCGAAACGGUGGAGGCCAUCGUCAGUCAGCUGAUGGAGAAGCAACGGAUGGCGCGGCAGUCGGCGCUGGUGAAGCAGCUGGAGUGCGGCUGCCCGGAUGCGAACUGUGUUGACGGGAAGAGUUGCUCGCAUCCGAUGCGGCGCAUCAGUGCCGCCAAAAGUGAUAUGGGCAAGCGGCCCGACGGUGGACAUUUGGGUGGAACGGCGCCCAAUGUGCUGAUUGGAUCGAGGAUGUACCCCCGCUGGAUAGACAACCGUCGUGCACGGGAGGCCCAACUCCAACAGCAGCAGCAACAGCAACAGCAGCAACAACAACAACAGCAGCAGCAGGCCCACAACAACAGCAUCCUCCAAGACGGAAAUCGAUCCUCACUCGUUCCAAAGGACAACACUUCGAUACAUUUCCAAGUCAUUCCUACCUCUCAGCAACUGAACCACUCCAGCAACAACAAUCCAAAUUCAAUUAGAACAAUUUCCGGCAAUCAUCCUCAUCACCAGCAGCAACAGAAUCCUUCGCAGAUAGUGGUCAGCAGUAGUAGCAGUAAUUUAACCCUCACCCAGCAUCUCAACUCGUUGAACAACAAUAACACUAACUCACAAUUAACAAGUGUCAGUAGUCAUAUUACAAACGGACUGGUCCAGAAUGGCCAGCAUUUGGCCGCGACCCAGCAGCAGCAGCAGCGAAGUCAUAUGAUCAUCGCUAGCAAUAAUUCGUCCUCCUCGCCAUCGUCCACGGCUUCCGGCACCAGCAGCAGCAGUAGUGGCGGAUCCAACAAUCAAUUAACCGCGGGUGGUCGCGACCCAAGCAUAAAUCUCGCGGCCACCGCUAAUGGUGAAGCUGCUCAUAUAUCAAUGCUUGGCCAUCAUCACCCAUCGGCGGCGGCGAGAGGUCCUGGCUCGACUUCGACUUCCGCAUCACAGGCGGGCGAGGGUGUCAAUCAAAGGUCAUCAUCGUCGCAACAGCAGCAGAGACAAGAGGCUAAUGUCAAUAGCAAUAACAACAGCAACAACAACAAUGGUGGUAGCAAUAGCAAUAAUAACGGUGUCGGCGGUGGCCAUCAUAAUCACAUUACGGUUAAUAAUGGUGCGGUUAGCAGUGCGUCAAUGGUCAACCCAAGUGGGGGUGGGGGAACGCCCUCGCUGGUUCUGAGCUUGUCACAGCUCCAAGGCAAUCCCGGCAGUCUGCUGAUCCUGAACGGUCAGCAACAAUCCUUCGUCUGCCACCCAUCUCAGCAGCAGCAACAUCUGCUGCAGCAACACAAAUCGCUUGUAGAUCAGAGUUCUAAGAACGGCCACUUGAGCAGCAGCAGCAGUAGCGGCACCAGCAGCAAUGGCAGUGCCAACAGCAGUAUCAAAAUGGAGAACUCACCGUCCGACGGAUCGCAGCACAACAGCAGUCUAAUACCGAAGCAGGAAAUCAUGGAGUCGUCUUCGUCGCCAUCGUCAUCGUCAAUGGCUACGAAUCAUCACACCGUCGGAGCAGGCCCAACGAAACAGUUCGAAAGCAUGUUCGGUGGGUAUGCGGUGCGACACAGCCCAUCGGGUGGAAAUGGCCACCACGAUCAUUUGCCAUUCUUCAACGAAACACUGGACUUGUCGCAGGAAGACAUCCAGAAGACGUUGAGCGCCAAUAUGCCCCUGGGACAUAACCAUGGUGCGGGUGGAGUUGGCGGAGGUCAGUCGGAGGCUCCGGCGGAUGACGCCAUGAAUGGAGAGAUCAAUCCGAUGGAUUUCAUAGAGAAUUGUGGCGAAGCUCACGAUCCGGUGGAUGACGACGUAUUCGUUAAUUUGGAUGCGUUUGAUAUGUUGGUUGAAUUCCCGGAACUGGAGUUGGAUGCGAAGAGUGCAUUUUUGAAUGGCAGUGAAACGGGUACCGAGGCAGGUGGGGAGAUUGACGACGGAGCAAGUGAUUUGAGCCAUUUCAAGCUUUCGGCAGAUAGCGGGAUCGUUGUGGGAGAUGAGUUGACGGGUCAGCACCCGAGUGAGUCAACGAUUACGGAUUUCAGUCCGGAGUGGGCCUAUCCAGAGGGCGGGAUCAAGGUGCUAGUGACGGGGCCAUGGAGUACCGCUUCGUCCUAUACAGUAUUAUUCGAUUCGUUCCCGGUUCCGACGACGCUGGUUCAGAACGGGGUGUUGAGGUGCUACUGUCCAGCGCAUGAGGUUGGUGUUGUAACGCUGCAAGUUGCCUGCGAUGGCUAUGUGAUAUCGAAUGGAGUUAACUUUGAGUACAAAUCUCCACCCAAAUUUGAAACGAAAUGUGAGGGAAACGGCAAUGACAUGUUGUACAAGUUUAACCUGCUGACAAGGCUGGAGUCGAUCGAUGAAAAACUACAGAUCAAGGUUGAACCGGGAGAAUUGCCCGAAGAGUCAGUCAUGUUCAAGCAAGCCAACUUCGAGGAACGUUUGGUGACUUACUGUCAGACGUUGACGGCCAAGAUGUGGAGAUCGGUAACUCCCGGAUCAUGGAUCGGAAAACAUCGGGGGAUGACGUUACUUCAUUUGGCAUCGGCAUUAGGCUACCCCAAGCUUGUACGCACGAUGCUUACUUGGAAGACGGAGAAUUCGAAUGUCAUUCUCGAGGCGGAGAUCGAUGCUCUUAGCCAGGAUCAAGAAGGAUUCACGCCUCUGAUGUGGGCUUGCUCCCGAGGUCACGUCGAAACGGCGCUCGUUUUGUACAAGUGGAAUCAAAAUGCAUUAAAUGUCAAGAAUUGCGCUCAUGAAAGUCCGUUGGAGGUAGCCAAGAAUCGAGGAUUCCCUAAGUUGGCAGCAGAGCUUGAAAAGCAUGAAUUCCAGCGGAUUCAAAGCAAAAUAUCACUAGCGACAACCAGUGCUUCACUAUCGACGUUGGCGUCCAUCACAUCAUCGUCUUAUUCAACUUCUUCCAGUUCUACUUUAUCUACUUUGGCUUCCAGUGCUUCAGCUGAUUCUUCGUCUGUUCCUUCUUCUACAACUUCCUUAACGAAUCCUUCCACAAUUUUAGCGAACAGUAAUAGUAGUAGAAAUAGUGGCCAUGGCCGCAGAGACAGUUGUAGAUCUGCUACAGCCGAUUUGGCUCACGAUAAUAGCAAUAAUGGUAACGAUACCGAAGGCAACAAUCAUCCGGAAGUUAGUCCGGAGCACAAUUUUAUCAACGAUCUGUUCAACUAUAACGAAGCGCUGAAUAGCAACAACAGCGACAGCUGCAGCAACGACAACUUUGCUCUCUCGUCUUCGUACAAUCCGUCACUUUCGCCUGCGGCCUUGUCGCCGUACAGCGAUAUAAAGGGAUCCUGCUCAUCGAUGGGAUCCGGGCAGAUUGGAUCAUCAACGGCGGCCGCUGGGGCUUUGCAUUACGCACUGGAGAACAACAACUCCAAUCCAAUGUUGUCGAACGCCCUGUCGCCGAACUCCGACAGUAAUCGAAGUCACGACGGGGUGUUUCUACGACCUGGUGCCGUAUUUUCCAGUGGUCAAAGUCCCCCUGGUGCCCGCCUUUCCAAGCGAUCAUCGAUAGACAGUGGAAUAAACAUGGAAACGCGUUCUAUCAGCAAGUCCGGAAAAUCGCUACGAGAUGUCCAACGGAUUAAUAGAAACGACCGAAGCAUGUCGCUUCCAUUAGCUGCCGGUUCGUCCGGUGGCUACUCAUCUCCAUUCGGAGGAUCUUCCACGAAUGGCAGCAACAACAAAUCAUCCAACAAUUCCGACUCAGACAAUUUCUCACUCUCGCUGAAUGAUCGAGCCACGGAGUCCCCCUCGCAAGCAUCCAGCAAUCUGAGCAAUAGUUCGCUGCUUUCGCCGCUGCGAAAAAUGGACUUCGCCUUAUGUGAGGUCUCGGCGGCGCGCAGCAGUCCCAUGUGCGAGGACACCGAUUCGCUGCAGGAGGAUGAACGACACUCAUCGACUGUGGCCGGAAGGGUGGUGUCCUCGUCGUCGUCAACAUCCGCCGCGGUGGCCGUAGCCGAGGCCCUGAUCGGUUCCGUUAGUUCGUUCGGGGCCGGUCAGGGCCAUGGAAUGCAUCAUCUGUUGCACCCGAGCGGUGGGACACAUGGUGGGUUGCAUCACUAUCAACAACAACAACAGCAGCAGCAGCAGCAUCUUCAGGAGGGUGGCAGCGGCAGUGGUGCGGUGGAAAUGAUGGUCACCGGCGGUGGUGGGGGAACUGCAACUGGGGCCGCAGUAGGGGAGUCCGAUGUCAAGGUUCUUACACUUGCCGAACAGAUAAUUGCUGCGAUGCCUGAACGAAUAAAGAACGAAUCAGAAGAAAUCAUGUCUCAAGGUAGUCCUAUGCCGGAAACCUUGAGUGAGGAUUCUUCCGGAAUGGGGAUUCUGUCGGACUCCUUCAUGGAACCGUUGCUCGACCCACUGUCGUCAUCCCAGUUGGAAGAGUUCAACUUUGAAUACAGCGAUCACAAUUAUCGAUAUCACGACGUAGGUACGCCCUGCUCCAGUUUAAGCCCUGCAUCGUCCGGCCCACUGCAGUCUCCCGCCAGUUAUUCCAUUCCUCAAGAUCAACCGGUGAGCUCUCCCAGUCCACCACCAACCACGCAAGAUUUUACCGAAUUCCUUCAGUCUACAAAUUCGAAUCCUUUCGAGAAGGACUUCUCCAAUCUCAAGCUAACCGAUCGUGAACAGCGAGAAUUGUACGAAGCGGCAAAGUGCAUUCAGAAGGCGUACCGCUCGUACAAGGGUCGCAAGAGCCGCAUGGAGGAACAGGACAAGGAACGGUCGGCCGCCGUCGUCAUACAAAACUACUACCGACGCUACAAACAGUACGCCUACUAUCGACAGAUGACCCAGGCGGCGGUCAUCAUCCAAAACGGCUAUCGCUCGUACUGCGAAAAUAAGCGAUUCAAGAAAGCACUCUCCAACAAUCAGUCCGGUCAUCUGAGGGGUACCGUUGGCAGUGGGGAAAGCGCCGAGGAGGCAGCCUCCUCUUCGCAGUGCAUACAAAGCUACUACAAGAACUUCAAGAACGAACAGCAGAAGUCACCGCAGCAGAACAAUCAGGGCUCGCCGAAGGAACCGAGCCCGUCCGGUCCUCUGAAACGAACUUACUCGCAACGAACCCAGAAUCAGGCGGCCAGGAAAAUUCAGCAAUUCAUGAGACAAUCGAAGAACAAUACGUGGGAUGAGCAAAUGACAAAUUUGGCUGCAGAGAGAACGAGCCGAAAAAGAGAAGCAGGUCCACCAACGCAGGGCGGAGUACCUCCAAAGCUUGCAGUACCCCGGAGCACCGGCAGCACCCGAAGCACCGCCUACCAGCGAUCCAAAGUAAACUGAGCGACUUCGGCUGGGUAAGAGACAAACUGGAAGCAGCGAAAUCAAAAGCGAGCACCGCCGCGUUUGUUAGCAAACAAGCGAACGAGGGUUGACGAAUUUCCUUUGUUUGAGUUUCGUUUCCCGUAGAAAGCAGAGCUUUCUUCAACGAAUUUUUCAAUGAGUUUGUUUUGAACAUUGGAAAAUAGGAAAAAGAAAAACAGUGCUGAUUUUAUGUCCACCGAUGAUUUACAUUUUGAACCACUAUCGUUAUUCGAAAUGUUUCACGCAUGCGAGCUUGCAUGCAAUGUGAAAUCCAACAAGAACUUGCAUAGGAUUAUUUUUUUCGAUUGAAGGAAUUAGUUAAUCAUGACGAGGGUAAAGUCAACAAUCGCGGCCAUUGACUUACUAAAUCAGAUACCUGACUUUUUUCUAUAUAGACGAAAAAUCACAGAUGAUGUUAGAAAAGCAAAACAAAUAUUAAAGUAAAUAUGAGCAAAUUGUGAUUAUUGAAAUUUUUCAUUUUUGAAUUAAUGAAAAAAGCACAUCUAAAGUGUGUAUUUCCUAGUCUACUUAAAAGAUAAAAGAGAAGCUACAAAUAGAUAGAAACUACCAGGUGGAAAAUUUAUUGUAAAAAGCAAACAUUUAAAGCAGAUAUUUUUAUUAACAGUAGCCAAUGAAACUCUUAAGCAAAUAAGCGGAGGAAUAUUUAUAGAAGAAAAAAAAACAAGAGAGAUAGAGAUACAUUUUUAUUAUUAGAAGUUUAAGCGAUUGAAAUUGUGUAAUCCAUACACGCGGAGUGGAAAAGGAAGUAAAUCAACAAACGAAACGGGGGGGAAAUAUUUUAGAGAGAAAUCGAUGGCGAUGGCUGUCGCGGUUGGGUGGAAAAACUUGAUUUUUGGACAAGGUCGUGGGGUGUGUGCGGAAAAAAAAGACGAGGAUGGCGGCCUUGGCUUAGAUUUGCCACCUGAAGAAAAACCGGUGGCGAAGGAGAGUGCAAAAUCACCUUCUGAAACUAAUCAGUUUGUAAAACAAAAAUUGGAGACAUAUGGUGCGAACUGCUCCGAUUGGUGUAAAUAAAUGAUUGACGGCUCGUUAGACGAAUGUUCAGGACCUAAGAGAAAAAGUUAUUUCAUUGAUGAUAGAACUCUUUUUAGUUUUCUAUUUGAUUGUUGGUUUUGUUGUUCUUGAAGAAGUAUAUUAUCAUAGAAAUGUAGGGGAAUACUGGCGCCAUUUAUCUCUUUGUAGGUGGACACAGUAAUUCGUGCGAAAUAUUGAUGAAUUUUAAGCAUUACGCUUUAAUCCAAUGCGCUAAAAAUUUAUUAUAGGAAUCACGGAAAUACACACACAUAGACAUAUAUGAAAAAGAUAAACAGUGAUUUAUUUACUCUAUAGAAGACGAGCGUCCAUCUUAUGACUUUGAAGACUUGUGAGAGAUUAAAAAUGCAAAACCAAAUCACUACGACUAAUCGCAAAACUGAGGAACAUAGCAAAAGUUCAUCAAUAUUUCUCAGAAAAUAAAAAUUAAGAAACUUAAGAUGCAAGCAAGUUUACUACAACAAACACAUCCAUUUUAUUAAGAUAAGAUAUUUAGAACAAAAACUACCACGCAUUCACAUAAAAAACAUCAAUUACUAUUACUAUACUACGUUAGAGGAACUUUGAUAGAUGACAAAUGAUAGGAUGAGACAUAAUUCUUGAGAAAAUCUCCAAAAAGAAAAUGAGCAAAAAAAGUUUAAUUCGAAAAACGCAUAACCUUGAAUCAAAAAACGUUACUAUCAAUUUAAAAUAGACUAAGAUGAGGAGGAAGGAACAAAUAUACCGCAGUUGAGGGAAGUUCGUUGAAAACAAAAUCCGUAUGAAGCAUGAUCAUCGUGGCAUUUCCACAUUAAUCUGUAUAGUUACGCAAACAUAAAAAACAUUUACUUUUGUUAGAUAAUUCAGUCUUCAUUUCCGUAGGAAGAAACGGUUUUAAAGAUGAACGUUUAAGCGGUUGUGGUAGUUGGAAUAUUCUAGAAUCAUGCGCAUUUUUCUUCUUUGUUUACUUCUAUUUCGUGUUUAUUUAGUACGAAAACUUUAUGUUUGAACCAUUUUCAGAAUGGAUAUCUCAUGCCUAUUUUUAUUUUCAGUGCAACUGAACACCGUAGUGAAAUCCAAUCAUUUUUAUGUAGUAUUGCCUAAAGAAAAUCUAUUCUUGAACCUUGUAUAUCAGCUAAACUUAAGAAAACUUCGAAUUUUAGAGUCACGAGUCGCGAGAAUUUCGGAAACAUUAUAAAAUACUGAUCACCAUCUACGAUUGGCUUUUUAUUAACGAAUAUUGGCAGGUCCAAAUAAAAUUCAAUUUGCAUAAAAAGAUACUUUCUUAACACUCGUUGAACGAUAUCCUAAUGAGAUUUAAAUAAAAACAAGAAUGGAGCUUUAAAUUAAAAUAAUUAAAGAAAAAACCAUAACAUCUACUAUUUAAACAAUGCACAUAAAAUGUUCGACAUUUAGUCACUGUAUUCCUUUAUAAAACUACUCCAAACCAAUCCAACUACUUAUGGCAAACCUGUUGCGCUGCCUCCUACAAACAACUGAACAAAAGACGAACAAAUCUAAUUUCUUCCAUUUUUCGAUUCUCAGUACUGUAGUAAUCUUUGAAGAUAAAAGCGUCAAAAACAUGAAAACACAAAAAACAAGCAAAACCAAAAACAUGCACACAAAAACACGAUGACUCGCGGUUUUGAGAGAGAUCAAUGAUUGUUCCUUGUUAAGUUAUUCGACUACUAUAGUGAAAAUCUUUGCACAUUAUUAUGUUAAUAUUUGCUUCCAGCGCCUUCGCUGUUUCUGGCUCUGUUAAGCGCUAUAUCGUUUCGUUGCGGAUGUUAUUUUUUAGUUUUUUCGCGCUCCUCUUCUUUCACGUUGCAAUAUCGUUAGUAAAAUUCGGUUUUUCUGUUUUAGCUUUAGUGCGUAAGUGUUUCAGCUGGUGCCACGUGCACGGCACGAUCCGUAUCUCUAACAUGAUAACGAUAAUAAAUUGUUGUUAAAUUUGAUGAUGCUAUUCCCAAGUCAACCGAUUUGAGUUUUUGUUUCAUUUCACCUUCCUUCAGUAGUAGGUCCUCCUGCACACCGCCGCAUGGUUCGAUUUUAGUUUCAUUUGCUUUAUUUGCCGAUGC
Armigeres subalbatus is the source of this 11105-nucleotide messenger RNA. It is a transcript of the gene Camta, whose product is annotated as calmodulin-binding transcription activator 1. The transcript is spliced from 24 exons. Bases 1171 to 7974 code for a protein of 2267 amino acids. NCBI's taxonomy places the organism in Eukaryota, Metazoa, Arthropoda, Insecta, Diptera, Culicidae. Gene Ontology annotation, biological process: regulation of transcription by RNA polymerase II. Gene Ontology annotation, molecular function: transcription coregulator activity; protein binding; double-stranded DNA binding. The record is from RefSeq and is a predicted model, not a curated record. Gene Ontology annotation, cellular component: nucleus.